Messenger RNA from Neospora caninum, 3828 nucleotides. RefSeq lists its product as hypothetical. The coding region runs from base 1 to 3828 and encodes 1275 amino acids. NCBI's taxonomy places the organism in Eukaryota, Apicomplexa, Conoidasida, Eucoccidiorida, Sarcocystidae. The transcript has 13 exons. The record is from RefSeq and is a predicted model, not a curated record.
AUGUGGCGCGACCUUUUCUCCGCGGCGAAAGCUAAGUUUGAACAGCAAAAACAUCGCCAACUGGGUGUGCAGAGCGCAGAAAGCGGUGCGCCCUCCUCCCCCGACUUGGCGUCUCCGCUGGAACAGAAAAGCGGACUGACCUGCUCCGCGACGUCAACAGAGGACGCCUGCUUAGCUCCGCCGUCGCUUCCUUUGCCCGCCUCAUGUUCUGGCCCUUCUUCGCGGGUCUCGCCCGCCUCCCCUGCCUCCAUUGUCCCGUCAUCUGCUGUAUGCACGGCUGCGAACGCGUCUUCGGGAGAAGGCUGGCGGGCGACUGGCGGGAUCUAUCAAGGUGCUUCCUUGUCAGUCGGAAGAGAAGGCGCGGUGCCUUCGAAGCCGCGAAAGUUGAAGAACAAUGCUUCCUGUGGAGCUACCGGCGACGAAGGGGAAAGCUCCCAAGAGCCACGACCAAAGAAGGCCCGCACAAACAAGCAUGUGCCGCGCGACGGACCCUCUCCGGCGCAGCAGAGGGGAUCCUCCGAAGCCGGGACGCCCAGAGCCCCCGCGGCCGUGCCACAGAAAGGCGCUGGCGCGAAGAAGAGACAAGGUCGCCCGAAAGCAGCAGCUGGAGCGAGCGCCAAGAGAGACAAAGAUCCCGCAUUGUCCACGGUGACGGCCGGCGCGAACGUUCAGGACACUGCCUCUUUUGCGUCCCCGCCAGAGCCACAGAGUUCACCGGGUGUUGACGCUCCGCCUCUCCCUGCCGCCUCGGUGACGCACGACCCAGCAGCUCUGUCGCCUGCCCCGCUCGCGACGACUGGAGACGCUUCUCGCUCCGCCGCAAAGGCGUCCUUGCCUUCGUUGUCCGCUUCUCACUUGGCCUCUUGCGCGUCGGCCGGGGCGGCCUCGCCCCGUGCAUUCCCGGCCAAGUCUCCCAAGGGGCGCGUGCCUCGAACCGCGUGGACGCCCGGCAACUCGCCACGCACGAGCAACAAAGAAAAUAAAAACAACGGCGCAGCCCCGGGGCGAGAAGCGUGUAAGAGUGUGCUUUCUUCUCCGUCUCGGUCGCUCUUUCGGGACGACACACUGGGGAAGUUCGCAGCGAUUCUCGCGACGUCGCAGCAAGAACGCGAGAAAAAAAGUAGGCUAACGGAAGGCGCGCCGCAAGCUCCGAGCGCACCGCCUGUGGGUCCACCCACCGCCUUCGCGUCUUCUGGGAUCUCCGCGUCCCAUCCCACGGGUCCACCCUACAAAGAACUUGCGCCUGCGAGGAACGGGGCGAUGCCCGCCCGAACCCCCGCAGGUGCGCCGCUUUCAUCAGCAGACGCAGGCGUUGUCUCCUGGCACGCAGAGAAGGCGUCUCUGCCUCCCGCGCCGCAGCCGCAAGACGCGUCUUCUUUCAUCCACGCAACCCCUCGGCUUCAGCCCCGCCCUCGCAACGGCUGUCGACGCGGCUUGGAAGGCGAACCAGAGCGGGGCGGCCCCGGGGGAGUCGCAGAAACAAGUGCAGAGACCGCGCGGCAUGACGCGGCCUGGCGUUCCCCAGGUGUCUCUGUCGUGGGUCAAGAAGAAGACGGCAACUCAGACGCUGGCCUUCGCGCGCUGGCGGGUUUCGGGGAGGCGGAUGCCUCCGAUUGGAGAGAUGUCGAGGGGCGAAAGCGGGCGGAGUGCGGAGCUCGGAACGCGACUGCUUCCGGGGCUGCGAUCCAUUCGGCUGUCUCGUCGGGUCUCGUUGUUCAGGGCCCGGGCCACGUCGCAGAGAGGACGCGUGAAGCUGAAGCGUCUCUAGCGCCUCCAGGAAGCCCCUCCGCGGAUGCUCAGCUCCCCUCUGGCGUCGCUUCGUUUCCCUCCGCACCGCCUUUUUCGGCGCCUUGCGCGGCAGCGGCCUCCAGCAGCCCCAUGGAGGUAGUCGAGAUCGACGACGAGGAGUCGCUCGGCUCCGAGGACGACGACGCAGAUAGUCUAGGCGGGGAGCGCGAGGGCGAAAGCGAGGGCGAGGAGGAAGGGAAGCGCUACGUGCCGUUCAGGUUCAUUCGCGGCCUGUGGAUCGACGUGGAGCAUGAAGGCUUGGCGGGGCCCGACGAAGAAGAAGAGAAUGACGAGGACAGUCCAGGAAGAGAAAGGCCGUCACCUCCCACUGCAGACAGCCGAUCGAAAGCGUUUUGUUUCUCGGCUGCGCCGGUGCUCGUCGACUUCCGAGCGUCGGUGCACGCUGCUUACGGGGGCGAAGCGAGAGUGAGAGACCCGCGAACGUUGGAAGCGGCGAUCUUCCAGGCCGCGCCGCUUUCUGUCCCGCUCUCUCUGAGCUCGCAAACGCUCAACGGCUCCGACGGCGCUGCAGGGCGAGGCGUCCAGACGGUCCUUUCCGGCGCCGUCGCGGGCUCGUGGAGCUGCGGAGACUCCGGCCUCGCUGGGCGAGGCGGCGCAGCUGGCGGCCACGAGCUGGGCGGAAACCUGCAAUACCGCCCGAGCAAGCUGGAGUUGUGCGUCGCGAGCAUUGAGCAGAGACUGGCCAGGCAGCGCCUCAUCGCGAAUCCGCGCGACAUCCUUCGAGGCGGCGGCGGCGCCGGGGGAGUCUACUACGACAAAGACGAUGCGUUUCUCGACGACAGCGAGACAUUCCGCGAGUUUGGCAUGGACCCGCAGGCUGAUUUUGAAGACCAACAGACAGUCUCCGGAGCGCCGUCCGAAAGCGGCAUGGACGAUGAAGACGCCUAUGAAGGCACAGAGGAGUUCGUGUGCGACAACGAUCCAACGAUGGAAGACUCCGAGCCAGAGGACACUGACAGCAACGUCAAGAAAGGCCGCAGGAUGCAGCAGGAGGACGAGAAUUUCAAUCCCCUGGCCUGGAGGCGAUACCGAACCUCACUGAAACAGAACAUGACAGACGACGCGUUCAAUGUCCUGCUCGACAUGGAAGAAGAGCUGAAGACACUCCACGCGGUCGAAGGCGAGAAUGCGGGCUCUCAAGCGAUCGAGAAAAUUAUGGUGAAGCACUUGAGAAAAGCCUGGAUCGAGCAACUGGCGAACCGGCAAGGGCCGGAGCGUCUCGUCGAGUUGAAUUGGGCUCUCGUGAAUAAGUUGGGGAGUGCUCUGCACGCCAUCUCGCGCGAAUGCGGCGUCUUCCUCGUCCACAAAACGUGGGUGAGAAGAACGCUCGUGCACAACAGCACGGUGUACGAGUAUCUCCUCCUCCAGCUCUUCGACAUGAUCAAGAAGUCCCCGCUGUUCAAGAAGGACGACUCCGCUGUCAUUCAGAAAGUGCAGGAGUCCUUCGAGGCCUGGCAGCGAGUGGCGGAUGACUCCAAAGGCCCCAGCAACCCUCUGGCCUGUCUCGCAGUGCCUUUUGCUCCCAUGCUUUUCGGCGGAGACCGGACGCAGCACUUGAAAGAAGCAGAACUGGCGAAGUCUCCGCUUCUCCGCGUAGGCGCAAUCCUCAUCGACAUGGCCGCCAUCUUCCACCUGCGACGGAAUGGGCUCCGGGAAUACGUCGAGCUCGGCCUCGGCGCCGAGAGCGACUUACAGCCCGACCAGGAACAGCACUUCCCGCAGUUUCUGCGAGGUCUGCUAAAGCAGGCAGUGCUACGAAGGUUCGGUGCUGGACCACGCUUUACGCUCAGCGCCGCGUAUCUGAAGGCCUUCGUCGCGCAUUUGAAAACGCGAUUCAACGUGAACUUGUACGAGCGACGCGCUCGACGGUUUCGGGAGCUCCAGUUUCAGACCGCUGUCUGUCGAGCGGCCGUCGAGCAGGCAGGUGUCUGCACAGCGGGGAGCUCUCUGCCGGCCAGUGGAGGCGGGGCUUCGUUGCCUGGAAAAGAGAGCCGGAGUGAGGGUUUUUCCGUCAAGUGA